Messenger RNA from Gloeophyllum trabeum ATCC 11539, 486 nucleotides. Its product is annotated as phosphotyrosine protein phosphatases II. Gene Ontology annotation, cellular component: cytoplasm. The transcript has a single exon. The annotation marks the transcript as partial. NCBI's taxonomy places the organism in Eukaryota, Fungi, Basidiomycota, Agaricomycetes, Gloeophyllales, Gloeophyllaceae. The record is from RefSeq and is a predicted model, not a curated record. Gene Ontology annotation, molecular function: protein tyrosine/threonine phosphatase activity; MAP kinase tyrosine/serine/threonine phosphatase activity. Gene Ontology annotation, biological process: negative regulation of MAPK cascade; protein dephosphorylation.
UCCCUCGUCCUCCCCUCACUGUACCUCGGCCCCUGCUCAGCAGCCUCCUCCCAGCCCUUCCUCUCCUCGCACUCCAUAACCCACGUCCUCAGCGUCGGCUCCAGCCCUUCCCAAAAACUCGACGGUGUCACCUACCACCGCAUUUCCCUCUCCGACUCGCCCUCCUCCUCCAUCACCAAGGUCUGCGACAGCGCUUGCACGAUUAUCGACUCGGCCCUCCAAUCCAAGAACGGCGCCGGAAAGAUAUUAAUCCACUGCUCGGCGGGCAUCUCGCGCUCGCCCAUGGUAGUCGCGGCGUACCUGAUGAAGCGCCGCGGCAUGACGCUUAAAGCUGCUUUGAAGCAGAUCAUCCAGGUCCGCCCGCAGAUCUCGCCCAAUCCUGGCUUCCUCGCGCAGCUCAAGGAGCUCGAGAUGGAGCUCUUUGGGACCGUGUCACUUGACAUAGACGAACUACCGAAGCGCGAGAAGGACCGCCUGGCGCUGCUC